This is a messenger RNA of Microdochium trichocladiopsis, 303 nucleotides long. RefSeq lists its product as uncharacterized. The transcript is spliced from 2 exons. The coding region runs from base 1 to 303 and encodes 100 amino acids. Lineage: Eukaryota; Fungi; Ascomycota; Sordariomycetes; Xylariales; Microdochiaceae. The record is from RefSeq and is a predicted model, not a curated record.
AUGGGUGGUAGUACCAACUCUGGAUCGACCAGGGUGCCACGAGCCUCUUCUGCUGCCGUCUCCAUGUCUCACGGACUGUUUGGCCCUGUGCGUUCAGCUCCCAUGUCGGUCUUCAAGGGUGUCAGACCUGCGGACCGGGCUGCGAACCAUGACCCUGGUCUUCUGUUGAUUGUCGUUGGCGUUAUGCGGAGUACACACCUGACCCUUCGCCUAGGUUCGCCAGGUUGGGUGAUGAUUGGCAACGAUGACGCUGUUGUCACACUCGUGGCCCGAGAGUCCAUCACUGUCAGACUCACCGUCUAG